Molecule: messenger RNA, 414 nt
Organism: Anastrepha ludens (Mexican fruit fly)
Lineage: Eukaryota; Metazoa; Arthropoda; Insecta; Diptera; Tephritidae
Exons: 1
Coding region: 1-414 (137 amino acids)
Source: RefSeq, a predicted model, not a curated record
AUGCAAAAAGGGAAAACUGCCGAAAAAUUCACGACAGAAAUUGACAAUUUACGAAAGCUUUUGGAAGCUUCGUAUAUUGACGAAGGCCUAUCAGCCGAACAUGCUGACAAAUUCAGCACUAAAGAAGCCAUUAACGCAAUGGUUAAAAAUUGUGAACACGGAAAGUUAAAAACAAUCCUCGAGGCAGGCAAUUUCAAAACAAUGGAUGAAGCCGUCACAAAGUAUAUACAAUGUAGUACCGAAAUGACAGGCAAUCCCAAUUCAAUAUUGCUCGCCCAAAGGGGCCGUGGUAAUUAUAACAACAGGAAUAAUUAUCGCGGUAGAGGCAAUGGUAGAGGCAAUGGUCGAGGUUAUUAUAAUAAUAAUAAUUAUAAUAACAACAACCGCAAUAAUGGCCAGAAUAAUAAUUACUAA